AUGGCAAUGCACCAUGGAGAUUACUUCCACUAUUGCCAAUCACUUUAUAAACAAGUUCAAUUACUCGGUCUAGCAACAGCAUAUCUUGAAGAUGAAAGUAUACGUUUAUCUUGUCGAAGCACAAUGCUUUUCGCUCUUCUACCCAUCGAACUAAUAGAAGAAGCUGCACAACUUCUUGAAGAUGAUUCACUUGCAGAAAUGGCAGGUUUCUUUAAAUAUUUUAAAUAUCAAUGGUUAAUAUGA
This is a messenger RNA of Rotaria sp. Silwood2, 243 nucleotides long. NCBI's taxonomy places the organism in Eukaryota, Metazoa, Rotifera, Eurotatoria, Philodinida, Philodinidae. The record is from the annotation of a GenBank genome assembly.